AUGGUUGACGAAAAGAAACCUUUAUUAGACGCUUCAGGAGCUGAUCAAUCCAAAGAAGAUCAAACCGCCACCGCUAUCUUAAGAAAGAAGAAGAAGGAUAAUGCUUUAUUAGUUGAUGAUGCUGUCAAUGAUGAUAACUCUGUUAUCGCAAUGACUUCAAACACCAUGGAUAAAUUACAAUUAUUUAGAGGUGAUACCGUCUUAGUUAAAGGUAAAAAGAGAAAAGAUACCGUUUUAAUUGUUCUUUUAGAUGAUGAUAUUGAUGAUGGUGCUGUUCGUAUUAACCGUGUUGUUCGUAAUAACUUGAGAGUUAGAUUAGGUGAUAUUGUUACUGUUCACCCAUUACCAGAUAUUAAAUAUGCUUCAAGAAUUUCAGUCUUACCAAUUGCCGAUACCGUUGAAGGUUUAACUGGUUCAUUAUUUGAAGUUUACUUAAAACCAUACUUUGUUGAAGCUUAUAGACCUGUUAGAAAAGGUGACCAUUUCGUUGUUCGUGGUGGUAUGAGACAAGUUGAAUUCAAAGUUGUUGAAGUCGAACCAUCUGAAUCAGCUAUUGUCGCUCAAGAUACAAUCAUUCACUGUGAAGGUGAACCAAUCAACAGAGAAGAUGAAGAAAACAACAUUAAUGAAGUUGGUUAUGAUGAUAUUGGUGGUUGUCGUAAACAAAUGGCUCAAAUUAGAGAAUUAGUUGAAUUACCAUUAAGACAUCCACAAUUAUUCAAGAGUAUUGGUAUCAAACCACCAAAAGGUAUUUUGAUGUAUGGUCCACCAGGUACUGGUAAAACUCUUAUGGCCAGAGCUGUUGCCAAUGAAACUGGUGCUUUCUUCUUCUUGAUUAACGGUCCAGAAGUUAUGUCUAAAAUGGCUGGUGAAUCAGAAUCAAACUUGAGAAAAGCUUUUGAAGAAGCUGAAAAGAAUGCCCCAGCUAUUAUUUUCAUUGAUGAAAUUGAUUCAAUUGCUCCAAAGAGAGACAAGACUAAUGGUGAAGUUGAAAGAAGAGUUGUUUCACAAUUAUUAACUUUAAUGGAUGGUAUGAAAGCUAGAUCAAACGUUGUUGUUAUCGCCGCUACCAAUCGUCCAAACUCUAUUGAUCCUGCCUUAAGAAGAUUCGGUAGAUUUGAUCGUGAAGUUGAUAUUGGUAUUCCAGAUGCCACUGGUAGAUUAGAAGUUUUGAGAAUCCAUACUAAAAACAUGAAAUUAGCAGAAGGUGUUGAUUUAGAAACCAUUGCUGCUGAAACACACGGUUACGUUGGUGCUGAUGUUGCUUCAUUAUGUUCAGAAGCCGCUAUGCAACAAAUUCGUGAAAAGAUGGAUUUAAUUGAUUUAGAUGAAGAAGAAAUUGAUGCUGAAAUCUUAGACUCAUUAGGUGUUACAAUGGACAAUUUCAGAUUUGCUCUUGGUAACUCUAACCCAUCUGCAUUACGUGAAACUGUUGUUGAAAAUGUUAAUGUUACUUGGGAUGAUAUUGGUGGUUUAGACCACGUUAAAGAUGAAUUGAAAGAAACUGUUGAAUACCCAGUCUUACACCCAGAUCAAUAUACCAAAUUCGGUUUGGCUCCAUCAAAAGGUGUGUUAUUCUUUGGUCCACCAGGUACUGGUAAAACUUUAUUAGCUAAAGCUGUUGCCACUGAAGUUUCAGCCAAUUUUAUCUCUGUUAAAGGUCCAGAAUUAUUAAGUAUGUACUUUGGUGAAUCUGAAUCAAACAUUCGUGAUAUUUUCGAUAAAGCUAGAGCUGCUGCCCCAACAGUUGUUUUCUUGGAUGAAUUAGAUUCUAUUGCUAAAGCUAGAGGUAACUCAAUGGGUGAUGCUGGUGGUGCUUCAGAUCGUGUUGUUAAUCAAUUGUUGACUGAAAUGGAUGGUAUGAAUGCCAAAAAGAAUGUCUUCGUUGUUGGUGCUACUAACAGACCUGAUCAAAUUGAUCCAGCUAUUUUAAGACCUGGUCGUUUAGAUCAAUUGAUUUACGUUCCAUUACCAGAUGAACCAGCUCGUUUAUCAAUCUUAAAUGCUCAAUUAAGAAAUACACCAUUAGAACCAGGUUUAGAUUUAUCACAAAUUGCUAAAACUACACAUGGUUUCUCAGGUGCUGAUUUAUCAUACAUUGUUCAAAGAUCAGCUAAAUUUGCUAUUAAAGAUUCCAUUGAAGCUCACAAACGUUCAAUUGCUGAAAAAGAAGCUGCUAAAGUUAAGACUGAAGGUGGUGAAGAUGUUGAAAUGAAGGAAGAAGCUGAAGAAGAAGAAGAAGAUUUAGUUCCAUAUAUCACCAGAGAACAUUUCGAAGAAGCUAUGAAGACUGCUAAACGUUCAGUUAGUGAUGCUGAAUUACGUCGUUAUGAAGCUUAUGCUCAACAAAUACAAGCUUCAAGAGGUCAAUACACAAACUUCAAAUUUGGUGAUUCAACUGGUGAUGGUCAAACCAUUCCACCAGCAAACCCAAAUGCAGGUGCUGCUAACUUUGGCUCUGCUGAAGAUGAAGAUGACUUAUACUCAUAG
Molecule: messenger RNA, 2490 nt
Organism: Hansenula ciferrii
Lineage: Eukaryota; Fungi; Ascomycota; Saccharomycetes; Phaffomycetales; Wickerhamomycetaceae
Gene: CDC48
Product: AAA family ATPase CDC48
Exons: 2
Coding region: 1-2490 (829 amino acids)
Biological process (GO): retrograde protein transport, ER to cytosol; autophagosome maturation; mitotic spindle disassembly
Cellular component (GO): nucleus; cytosol; VCP-NPL4-UFD1 AAA ATPase complex
Molecular function (GO): ATP hydrolysis activity; polyubiquitin modification-dependent protein binding; ATP binding
Source: RefSeq, a predicted model, not a curated record